UUGCAUUUCAAACUAGAUUUUGACCCACUUCUACGGUGGAAGAACAAUAAGCCCAUAUAUCCUCUUACUGCCAAGUUAGCCAGGCUGUGUCGGGAGAGGGGUUGAACAUGGACCCUGACUUAAACAAGUUGAAAAACUUAUUUGGGUGUUUGCAUUCAGUGGUCAAUUGUACGGAAUAUGUACUGUAUUGUGCUAUCUACUAAUAAAAGUCUCAAUCAGUCAAAAAAAGCACUUUAUAUGUAGAAAGGUUUUGUUAAGAAACCAUUCUGAGCCUUAUCAUGUUAGACCCGCUCGACAUCCAUUGCCUUCGGUCCCCUAGAGGGGUGGGGAUUGCCCACAUCUGAGGUCCUCGCCAAGGUUUCUCAUAGUCAGCAUUGUCACUAGUCGUAAUGAUUUGUGCAGUCCUUUGAGACAUUUGUGAUUUGGGGCUAUAUAAAUAAACAUUGAUUGAUUGAUUGAUUGACAUUGAUUGAUAAUCUUAUUUAGUUUUUAUUUUAUAUAUAUGUUGAACACAUUAACCUUGGCAAUGGACCCUGUGUGGAUAUGUAUGUUAUUCCAUUGUUUACAAAUUUGGUAAAUAAAUAACCAAAAAAUGUAUAUUUUGUUGUUUUUUUUACUCUACUGAAAAUGAACCGAACCGUGACUUCUAAACCGAGGUAUGAACAGAACCGAAAUUUUUGUGUACCGUUACACCCCUACUUUUACCGCAAAUCUAUCGGCUCCAAAUAUCGGUUAACUGUCUUCUUGACUACUAAUCAUCUGUAUCAAUAUUGGUCAAUCUCUAAAGUGAACCAUUCAGAAUUUCCUUCCUUUUCUCAUAAAUCACUUUCUCCCUGCUUAACAUCCCCCCAGAUUAUUGCAAAAAAGCAUGCCCAUCAUCCUAUUUAUGAUGUUGGUAAGAUGGAUGACAGGAAGGACCACCUUGCCAAGUCCAUAAUGCGGGACAAAGGGUCAGGUGGACACAAUAGGCGAUGAUAGCGAGAGAGGAAAAGGUGUAAUCAUGCAUGCUUUGUAUCAAAUCAGCCAAAGUUAAAAAACACUUUGCAUGUUGCGAUACGCCAAUAGAGACUGCGUGGGGGAGGUGAAACCAGGCAGGAAAUAAUGGAGGUGGGCCAAACACAAAAGAAGAAUGAGACGGAGAGGUGGUGCAAGGAAAAUAGCACAAUGAGUGUCUGUGGGGGUUUCCAUUGCGUGGGAUAAGAAAGGUAAGGUGGGGGAACUUGAAUGAACGCGAGCAGUCACACGGCAUAGUGGAGGGAAAAGUGUGUUUUUGACGACAAGUCUUGAGCUCAAUACUGGUGGAUCUCUUCGUGGCGAUGGCUGAGAGGAAGUGCGGCCCUGAGGAGUACGAGAGUAAAAGUGGAAGAUGCUGCGACAGAUGCCCCGCAGGAAACUAUGUGCGAGCCGACUGCGACCACGCCAAGAAGACUGAGUGUGGCUGCUGUGAACGUGGAUCCUACACAGCCACCAAAAACCACUUAAGGGCCUGUCGUAUGUGCAGGCAGUGCAGUGCCAACAACAACCAGAGGACAGUAAAGGAGUGCAUGGCUCACCAGGACACGGUGUGCGAGUGUGUGACGGGUUUCUUCUGCUACGGCGAGCCCUGCGAGCACUGCAUGGCCGCCACCUCCUGCCCACCUGGUACAGGGGUCAAAGUUCCAACUGCAGGGGCCAACGAUACAAUCUGUGCGCCGUGUGACCAGGGUACCUUCAGCAACGUGUCCGAUUUCCAGUCAGCCUGUCAAAACCACACCAGAUGUCAGGACUUGGGUCGAGUGUUAGCAACUCCAGGAACGUCAACCACUGAUGCCAUCUGUGGCAACUUGACAUGUGGUUGCUCGUGGGUAUUACCUGCAGGCUUGUGGUUGGGCUUUGUGCUGACCAUACUGGUGGCGUUAGGGCUGAUGUGCUGGACUGCUAAACACAAAUCACACAAAAUGGCCAGGUCAAGCAUCCCAAUACAUGCGGUGAAGAAGGCCUCGAUCUUCACUGACAGCCUAGUGGAGCCUCCACGACCAAACCCAGCGCCCCACCAUCCCUGCCAAAAGAGCGACAUGCCAGGGGGCGUCCAAUUAACCAUACUUAGCCCAGAUGAUUGUGCAGUCAGCUGCAGCCCACAAGACAACACGGACCUUCCUGCUACUCUUCAAACAGACUCUUCGACCCCCUGCAACGGGACUGACGUGUACCACCGGAGCUUCUCCGAGCCGCAGGAGGACGAGUGGUUUGGAACAUGAGUGCACUUGGUUGGAAUGCCCGUUCUAGGGUUUGAAGGCCAUUUCCGCAUCCAUGCAACGAGACUUCUUCUACACCAGGGGUGUCAAACUCCUUUUAGAUGGGGGGCCACGUGGAGAAAAACAUACUCCCAAGUGGGCGGGACUGGUAAAAUGACGGAAUGAUAACUUAGAGAUAAAGACAACUUGUGAUUGUUUUCUUUGUUUAAAAAUAGAACAAGAAAAUAUACAAAUCAUAAUGUUGUUGCUAUUUUUUUUUUACACUUACAUAUUGCGUUUAAUAGUAUUCUAUAUUUUUUUGUCGUUAUUUAUACUUUCUGAUUAAAUUAUGUGGUAAUGUACAUCAGUCAACUCAUUGGUGUUAUUUUCCAAUCCAUCAAAAUAAAAAAAUAAUAUCAAAAUCAAAUUACGGGAUGUUAUUUAUGUAGUUUGAUUGUUUUCCUCGACUGGUGCACUAACAUCAUGUGUUUUUUUUUAUUAAUUUUUUUUUAUUUUUUACAUAUCAUCGACAAAAAUACAGAGAAUUGCUAUUGUGACAUCUAGCGGCCACAUUUAGAACAGCAGUUUCUUUCAUUCAAAAAUCCCGGCUCAUUUUCAUACCGGGGCCGGAUAAAACCUUUACGCGGGCCCCAUCUGGCAUCAGGCCCGCGGGCCGUACGUUUGACACCCCUGUUCUACACGCAGGACAGCUUAAGGAUGGUUGGUGUGUUACUGCCCCCUGCAGGCAAAUAGUGGGAACUGACACUGUCCCAUCAGAGAUUGCACAUGACAAAUUGUUAAAAUUGAUUGUAUUUGUUGACAUCUCAUGCAUGAGACGAACUGUCAAAAUGUGUUUUUACUUUGAUUAAUAAAAAAAUAUAUACCUG
Nerophis ophidion (straightnose pipefish) is the source of this 3100-nucleotide messenger RNA. RefSeq names its product tumor necrosis factor receptor superfamily member 3. Gene Ontology annotation, biological process: B cell activation; response to type II interferon; positive regulation of canonical NF-kappaB signal transduction. The transcript has 8 exons. Gene Ontology annotation, molecular function: antigen binding; CD154 receptor binding; transmembrane signaling receptor activity. The record is from RefSeq and is a predicted model, not a curated record. NCBI's taxonomy places the organism in Eukaryota, Metazoa, Chordata, Actinopteri, Syngnathiformes, Syngnathidae. The coding region runs from base 1317 to 2237 and encodes 306 amino acids. Gene Ontology annotation, cellular component: CD40 receptor complex; external side of plasma membrane; membrane.